Messenger RNA from Blepharisma stoltei, 1908 nucleotides. Lineage: Eukaryota; Ciliophora; Heterotrichea; Heterotrichida; Blepharismidae. The record is from the annotation of a GenBank genome assembly.
AUGGAGGAAGAGAACUCAAAAAUCACAAUGACAGUUGAUAUAGGUGACGGGGAAACUGGAAUAAUCAGUAUUAGUGCCAGCGAUAGCCCUGAAGAGCUUGCAAAGGCUUUCGCAUUUAAGCACGGCUUAGAAAAAGAAUUAGAAAAAUCACUAGCAAGAUUAAUUAAACAAAACAAAGAUAUAAUGAUGGGCACCUCAUCCUCGAAAAGCUCAAUUUCAGAAGAAGCCAAGCAAAGCUUCGUCCAAAUAACCGAGCAUCACGCUGAAGAAGAGGAAAGUUCUUCACCUACAAUUACUCAAAAACAGACAGUUUUCAAUAGGGAAAAAGCUGAAGAAGAAGUCUUCAAACGUCUUUACUCUGAAAGAAAGCCAAUCUCCAGAUCCUCUAAUGUUAAAAACAGUCCACGCACAUUAUCAUACGCGAGUGCUCCACCCGUGAAUCAUUGCAUAGCCUUAUAUGAGCAAGGAAAAAUCCAAAAGCAGGUCAGUUGAAGGAAAAGCUUAGCCAAAAAAAUGCAAUCACAAGAAAAAGCUGACAAAGAAUUGACUUUUAAGCCCGUGAUCAAUGAAAGCUCAAACUUAGUUUCUCCUAGAGUUUUACAUAAAACUGAAGAUAUAUUGAUCAAAAGUAUAGUCCAGAAAAGAGAAAAUAUUUGUGACUUAGCUAAUCAUAAGGUGCAAGAAAUGAUGAGAGAAUGCACGUUUUCACCAAGCAUCGACCCUUUGAGCUCUUUAAUUGACCAGUAUAAGAAUCAGCCUAGCCCAAGAUUUGAACGACUAUUUGAUAAUGCAAAGGUGAAGGAAGAUAAGCUACUAAAAUUGUUAGAAAACGCGGAUGCAUUUCCUUUUAAACCGACACUAGUUGCCAAGCAGCAGAAUUUAGAUGAUAAAACUAGGGAAGCGUGCAUACAAAGACUGCUUUAUUCUAAAGAAAGGUUCAAUCGGCUAAUGGACGAAGCAAGAAGGAAAAAAGAAAGCUUGGUGGAUGAAAAAACGGGCCAACCACUGUUUAGACCUAUAACUGGCAGAAGCCCAGAGUCUCCAAGGCCAAAACAAGUUUGGGAACACUUAUAUAUUUUAGGCAGAGAGUCAGCUAAUUUAAGCACAAAAGAGCCUGAACAUUGAAGAAGCUUAACAGAAGUCCCAAAAACAACAGAAAUAACAGACAAAAUUUACCAAGACUUUAACUCCCCCCCCCCUCCGUGAGCGAACAAAAAAAUUUUGUUCGCUCACGGAGGGGGGUUAAUUUUUUUUUUUAAAAAAAAAUUUAUAUAUAAAUUUUAUAAAAAAUAUUUUUUUCGAAAUUUAAAAAAAUCCUAAUUUGCAAAAAUUGGGAAGCAAAUAUUAAUUUAAUUUGCAAAAUUUAUGUUUUAAAACGCAAUUUGUUUAAAAUUAAACAGAAUUAGCUCUAGAUUUCAUUAUACUAAUUAUCACUUAUAUAUCAAAAUUUUUUUCCAUUAAAAUUUUUUCUAUUAAAAAAAAUUUUUGUUCACUCACGGAGGGUGGGUUUUUUGGUCAAAAAAUGGCGAUUUUUCUAAUGGUUUUGUUCGCUCACGGAGGGGGGGGGGGAGUAAGUUAAAACGAUAUAUGAAGAUUUUUUCACGAUUAGAUGCUGAUGAGGAUGGAGUUAUUUCUAUUGAAAAUGCUGAUUGAGCUGCUCUUGAUGAAAAAACUGCAGAAGUUGCAAGACUUGCUAUGAUAAAAGCAGGGGUCAGCAAUGUUAAAUUCAGCAUAUUUUUUGAAAAAAUCGAUCCUAUAGUCAUGAGACUCGGAGUUGAAGAAAGGGCAUGAAUUCUGAAAAGGGACGAAAUGGCCCAUGAACUUACUAAUCAUUGGAGGGAAAGCAGAAGCCAGAUUCAGUCAAUCAGUAGGCUGGAUUUAAGGAGUAGUGUCUCUAUUGCUAAAUAA